AUGGCAUACACAGCAUUUAAUUCUUUGAUCACUUUAUGCUCUCACACUUAUAUUAAAUCCUGGAUUCUUGGUCUCUAUGGAAUUGAAACUUAAGAGAAGUAAGAAGAGACAUAGAGUGCAACCUAGUCCAUCACUCAUACUAAUUCCAAUUUGCCGCAGCAAACAAAUAGUCUUCAAAACGAAACUUCUAGAACGAAUCAAAGAGCAGAGCUCAGAGAGGAAAUGUUAGAUUUAGAAAAGAAAGAAUUUACCUAGAAGAUGAACUUUAAUGUGAAGAUACCAAGCAUGCUUGUCAAAUUAUCGAAUACAUAUUAUGCAAAGCUCUCAGUAUUUAUAAAGAAUUUAGUAUUUGAUGGAAACUAGGUGAAUUUGGAGGGGAACAAUACUUAGUCAAAGAAGAAGAAAAGUAGAAAGCUUAAAGAUAUCAGGCAAGUUAAUGAUUAGGUAUAGUAGAUGGAGCAAGAUUAAAUUAGGGAUCCAAAUUAGCAGGAAAGAAUGGUUAUCAAGAAGAAAAAGGACGAACUGAUUUUUGACAAAUUCGAUAAAUUGCCUAAAUUUACUAGCUGUAAUAAUUUGCUUACCGAUCAAGGGCUAGCAGACAUUCUCUCACUAGUAUUAGAUAAAGAUUACAAUUAAGAGGUCAAUAAGAAUAAUCCUGAUGUAAAUUCUAAUGGGCUCAAUAAUAAUAUUACGAAUAAUUAUUAGUCUAGCAAAUUGAGACACAAAAAGGUUAGGUCUAGAUCAUUUACUAGUAUAGAUGAGAUUAAUUAGAAAUUAGAGUAUCCAAGAAGAACAAUUGAGAAAAAGCAUAAAAGAAACUCAAAUGAUGAUAUAGUAAAUAACUUGAAUUUAAAUAGAGAAGCCAGAGAAAGCAAUACUGGAAUGAGUAACCAGUGUUUGAUUUGUUGUGAUAAAAUAGCAGACUCAGUGAUUAUGGACUGUGGCCAUGGCGGUGUAUGUUUCGAUUGUGCUAUUUAACUCUGCAUUAAUGCCUAUACCCAUAAUCUUAUAGUGGCUUAGAAGUUGAUAGAGAACAGACAUAGAAAUAGAAAUCCAAAUCUUUAGAUGAAAGAAUCUAGUUGCCACAUCUGCAGGCAGCAUAUUUCUUAAAUUUAUCAGCUUGAGACUGAAUGCCCAAUAGCGAACGAAAAAUUUGCAGAUGAAGAUGAAAAUUAGUAUUUGAGAGUAAAAGAUUUCUUCAUCAAUGAAAGAGAGUUCAUCAUUUACUAUCAAUACUAGAAAAAGCUAAAUGAAGAGAUGGUUCCAGAGGAAGAUAGCUCAGUGAACCUUGAUAACUCUAUGAAUCUCUUUGUACUAAGAGCAAAUGAUUCCCCCAAUCAUGCAAGUAGAGGAUAAUUAGCUAAGUACAGCAGAGUUCUCUAAAGUGAUAUUGAUAAAGUUAUUGAGAAGAUAGCUGAUGAAAGAAGGAAGUUGGCCAAAAGAUUCGAAAGCAUUGAGCAGAGGGCAGGCUAAUUACAAUAAGAAAGUUUUGCUGUUAAUAGUAGCUUCACACUAGGCAACAGUCUUCACCGACUUUAAGAAAGUAACAAUUAACCUGAGAACUCUAAAACCUCUUUCCAUAUACAAUAAUGCUAUGAUGCAAUUUCUAAAUACACUCAAUCACUCUUAUUCAAACAUAUUUCUAAUCAAACUUAUUAAUUUGGAUGUUGUGGUGUUUCUCCCAAGGUUUUUCCCGAAGGUCAACGCUCAUUGAACAUUACCCCACGAUUAGGAAUUUGGGACUUGAGAAGGACUCCCCCUUUCAGGUUUGCCGCGACAGGAGCGAGCGAAUCAACUCAACCGUCUCUUCCCUUGAUUUAUGAUGACAAAGCUUCGAAUGCAGAUUGCUUAGUUACACUCGUUCUGCUUUGGGGCCCCAGCUUUUCAGACGCUGUCCUAAUCAGUCUGAGGCUUAUCAUCAAUAGUUCUUACUUUGGUUCAUAUAAUACAUAGUUGCAUAUGGGUGGCACUCAAUAACACCAGAAGUUUAACCAUGAUUCAGAGAACUCCUAGUACAGUCAUUUCUAAUUGGAAAAUUAUGGCAGCUCCAGCACAUCCACCAAUUAAAUUCAAUAGCACCUAGAAGGCAUGAAGAUAGGCUCUUAAAAUAUCAUUGAUGGUAAUAGCUCAACUUAUAGUUCAUCCACUGAUAAUGAAAUUUACCAAGAGAUUGAAUAAAAAUAGCACUAGUCUCAUUAGUAUAACAUCAAUCAGCAUAUGCUCCACAAUAAUGGAAGUGCUAAUGGACAAAAUACUACUCAAGGUAGCUAAAUGAAUGAAAAUAGCAACAAUGGAUAUAACCCUUAAAAGUAUCUGAUGCCUGAGAGACUAGUCAGCAAUGAAGACUAACAGCAAACAUUUGAUUAAACUCAGGAGAUCAAUAUUGAAUAAAUGAUGCGAAAAACUGCGCAAUAAAAGAAGUCAAUUUAAUAAUUCCAAAAUCAAAGUCUUGAAGGACCAAUAACAAUAAAGGAUUUAAACAAACCAAGAGUAAAUAUCGACAAAAGAUCAAGCUCGCAGCAUUCUUUUGAGCUCUAAAUACCGCCUAUUCAGACUAACUAGCAUCAUUAGCAAUCCUUGAUAAAUUUAACUCAGCAAACAUUGAAUCCUCUUGCAAAUUAAAACCACUCAUCUUCACUGCUGUUAAACUCUUCCUUACUUUCUCAUUCCUAAUCUAUAUAGCUACCACUGUAGUAGUAUAAUCAAAAUGGAAACAGCACUACUAUGCAAUAUUCUUAAUGCUUUCCACUCUAGAAUACUUCCUAAUCUUCAAACUAGCAUUAAAACUUGUCUAAUUCCUAAGUUCAAAAUUCUUAGGCAAUUGCUGGUGCUAUGAAGGCAUUAUAACAUAAAAUGAAAUAGCUCGAAGAUUAAAAUGAAUUGCUAGUCUAGUAAAACAAUGAUCUUAAAGGCCAAUUGAGAUACUAGAUUGAGAAGAACUAAAAAGAAAAAGAGAAAUUUGGAGAAAUUAUGAUUAAGUAGAAGGCCUCUCAUUAGCAUUUAGAGAAAGAAUCUAAGCAGAGAAUUGAAGAUGAUUUAAAACAAGUAGGUGAAUUAAGGUAAAGGGUAGAGUAAUCAUCCAGAGCCAUAGACAAAAUGAUGAAGGAAAAUAUUGGCUUAAGGAAAUUGAAUACCCAGCUUGAGAAGCAAUUAGGGAUACAGGAAUAAGAAAACUAAAAAAAGGUUAUCACUACUAUGUAAGAAAUGAGAGAAGUUGAAAGAAAUCUUAAGAAAAAGUGCAAGAAAUUAUCCAAAGAAAAAAAAGAAUGCUAGAUUCAAAUUAAAGUAUUGCAUGAAGAGAAUUAAAAGCAAAAGACAUACUUUAGUCAGCUUAUAUAAGAUCUCGAGAUGAAACUUAAAGAGCUUAUUAGUCAAAAUCACAAUUUGAAUAAUGAGUAUAACUCCUAUAGGGAUUAAAAUGAAAGAUAAAUUUAGCACACUCAUUAAGAACUCCAAGAAAUGAAAUAGCUUCUGAGCUAGGGUUAGUAUCAAGUUGAAUCAAAAGACAGUGAAAAUCAGCAGUUAAAAAUAUAGCUAUAGAUAUUUUAAGAAGAGAUUUAAACAAUCAAGCAGCAAUUGUUUUCACUUCAGACCGUCUAGAAAAAUAAUGAAAAAGUGAGGGAAAAAACUGAGACUUUUGUUUAAGAAGUUGUAAAUGUGAAUGAAAUGCUUGUGCAGUCUAUUUAAUAAAGAAAGAUUGAGAAGUAAAAUAGAAGAUCAAGCCAACACAAUUAAAGUCAGAUUAGUAAUUCUAUGAUUCCUGACUAGUUAACUCCAUUAACAACCUAAAGCAAUCUUCCAUCUUAUAGAAAUCAAACUGAGUCAUCCUUUUAAAAUUAGACAAGAAAUUAAGCUAAUAUAAACUAGCAAUAUCAGUUAGAUCACAAUCGCAGUGAAAGCUCUUAAAAAAGCAAUUAGUCUCAGAAUUUGCAGUAAUUUUAGCAUCGCUAUCCUAGCAGUAAUCUAACUAUGAUGAACUAAAGCCAAAAUAUCAAUCCAAAUCAAUCCUAUUAUCAGCAUUAAAAUCAUUAAAACAAAUAGAGUCAAAAUUUACAACAUCAUCAAUUGAUAGACACAAGACUAAUGCUUAAUAACCAGAAAUUCUCUCAUAAUCCGCAUAUUAAAGCUUUAUAGCCAAUUCAAAACACUAUUACUACAAGUCGAUCAACAGAUGAAAUGAAUACUAUAAAUGAUCAAAACUAGGUUUAAACAGAGGAAAGUAAUAAAAGCUUUAAUAGGUAGAGUAUAGGAAAUAAUCAGGAAAAAAGUGAAUUUUAACUUGAAAGUGAAAUGAUAAAGUUUAAUUAAAGAUAUGAUGCAUUAUUGAAGGACAUUGAAGCUUCUAAAAUGCCUAUUAAUAUAAGAGCAAGUAAUAAUUACAACUGA
Molecule: messenger RNA, 4386 nt
Organism: Stylonychia lemnae
Lineage: Eukaryota; Ciliophora; Spirotrichea; Sporadotrichida; Oxytrichidae
Source: the annotation of a GenBank genome assembly